Molecule: messenger RNA, 2624 nt
Organism: Neurospora tetraspora
Lineage: Eukaryota; Fungi; Ascomycota; Sordariomycetes; Sordariales; Sordariaceae
Exons: 2
Coding region: 155-2350 (731 amino acids)
Source: RefSeq, a predicted model, not a curated record
CAUCCUGUUUGUACACAUACUUGGCAUCUUUUGGCAUCUUUGCAUCUAUCUUUUACCUUUUCUUGUCUGGCUUUCAUGUCGAGUUCGGCCUUUCAGCGUACAAAUCACUCCUCUUUUCCCAUCCACUCCACACGGCACCUCGCAUCACACCGCAAUGCCGCCAACUUUCUCAUUUCGCAACUCUCUGGAUGAACCGCCUCACAUCACCCUUGGGAGAAAGGCUUGGCAAUGGUACACGACCAAAAAGUCCAAAAGCGGGAUUACGGAACGAGACUUUUGGAAAUGGAUCAUAAACGAAAUAGGUCCAGGUCGUGAGCGCAAAGAUGUUUCUCUGGAGCAGAGAAAACGAGAGGGCUGGGAAAUUCCCAUCACUUACCCAUCAACCGCCGAGGGAUACAAGCUUCUGCAGCAACACAUAGCCUUCCAAUUCGAUGAGUGGUUCGUCAACGAGGAUCGCUGCAAGAUUCUGGUCGUUUCAUCUCCAGAGCCAGAGCCGCUCUCUGUUCAAGUCCGCAAAUCAAUCUCCAACAUCUUGCAUGGCGGUUCAUGGAUUAUGGAAGACAACAAUGGUGACUCGGCCCGCUCCACCGCUUCCCGGGAGGUUACACCAGAGCCCUGCACCGACUCGGAACACUUCAUUCGCACCUCGCUGUACCCUGCCUGGAAGGCUGUUUGCGACUUCCACAGACGCGAUCCGGCCAAUGUUUUCUGCUUCGACCUGCCAUUCAAUCAUUCCAACCUGGCUUUUGAGAUUGUCGAUGCCAUGGCCAGCUGCCAAUGUCCACAGACAAAGUUUCGCUUGGUGUUGGACAGCUCCAAGUACACCGAUCAUCAAAUGGUACAACUCCUGACGACUGAUCGGUCUCUGGCCGGGGACAAGGAGCUGAUUGUGGAAGUCACUGACGGAAGCGCCGAGGCUCGGACCACUCUCAUUCGACAAGUUGGCGAUUCGGCAUUGAUCAUUGAUGGAACCAGCAACUCCUGCAUCUUGCAAGCUAUUCGUGACCCUGCUGUCCACUUUUCUCUCACUGGAAAGAAGGGUGACGCGCCCAGACCGUGGGGCAUCUUGAAGUUCAUCGUGAACUGGGAGGACAGAGGCUUCUACGAACGUGCCCUCGAAGCCACCAAAAGCAUACCAAGAGGCUCAGCUCGCAUGCCAUCCACCCAACCUACCGCAACUGCGUCCUUUUCCGUGUAUCGCGACUCGCCUGUGCCCAAGCCGAAGCAAAGUUUUCCAAUUCCACUACGUCCUUCGCCAACCAAAAGAACGGAAUCACGGUCGCUACCUGUCGAGGCGGUUCAAUCUGAUACCUCGGAAGGCGAUGGCUGCGAUGAUGAGCGCUUCAGGUUCUUGUUGGCUUUAUGGCUUGGAAGGAAGCGCCCGAUCGAAGACAUUGUCCGAGAAGAAUGUCCAGAGUUUGAACUCGAGCCUAAUGAUCGCCUGCCGGAGGAAGCGAGACUGGACUUGAUGGAGGCAUUACUGGAUGAUGAUUUCAGUGAUGUUUUCGAAAUUCUCACUGACUUUUAUUCGGGCGCCCACUUUAUCUUUAGCGAACUCGAUGUCGAUGACCGAUGGGACAGCAUCAGAGCACGCAUAAAGGACCUUCAGCAAAUGAAAUUUGGAGGCGGCUUAAAGGGUGGGAUGGGAGGCUCCAGGUCUGCCACAUUUACGCCCCAACAAUCCUUCAAAUCACAAGCUUCCUUGACGUGGGAUGAUCCAGAGCUCAUUCGCGGUGAAGACUUGGUGGAGCCACUGGAGCAAGGCGGCUUAUUGCUUGAGAACCACUUCGACCGCCGAUUCCCAGAUCUAUUCAUUGAUCUGGUGUAUGACGUUCGGUAUCGGUGGAUGGAUCCCGGAUUCGGUCAGAUCUUUAAUCCCACCCUGUACUUUUGCAAGCAUGGGCCUACAGGAUCGAAGGACGACCUGGCUAGCUCCAUGCCACGCUUUAAACAUCCUUCCUUUGAUGUUGAAAGGGGACAUUUGCAUGAUUUGAAGCCAUUGGAAACAACGAAACCUGUUUCAACCUCAACUGACGGCGGACCUACCCUUUCCACGCCCUCGAUAUUCGGGCCUGAUCAUUCUUCGAGAGUUCACAUCCCCUCCAAGACCUCGUCUUUACAGUCACAUUCCCUUAGCCCGGGCUGGGUGCCUUUUGGGCACAGAAGAGCAUGGUCGGCUCCGGUUCUUCACCAGAACAAGCCAUCCACUCUCACCGACACAGCAGCAAAAACCGAGGAGGAACCGUCGUGUUCCAGUGCAACUAUAGUUGCAAAGACCUCCGGCCAAGGACAAGGAUCUUUAGAUCCUUCAAGAGAAACAACAGAAAACGGACCCCUCACCCGGAGAUGACAUGUUCAGCAGGACAUAAUCUCGCCAAGGCACGAUUGAAACCGUCGUUUCGUACUGGACAGCAUCCAUGGGUGCUUUGACGUCCCCAGUGAUUAGUCCUAGCGAGGCAGCGAGCCCGAACCAUAGCUCGGAUACCGACUACAAAUGCAUGUGCACGGCGGACAACGCGUCGGCUACCGUCCAAGCCGGCACGGCGUGCGUGUUGGAGACCAAGCAGAGUCUAACUAAGGACCCGUCUCAAUACCCAUUUUUCUCGCCAAGACCUCGCUGUCGA